AUAAAGCAGCGUCGCGAUUCAUCGGUCUUCUGUUUCAGGACUGAUUGUUGCUACCACACAGUGAUUGUGAAUCCAUUCGCAAAUCAAUUCACCAAUAAAUGCUCUGAAUAUUCCUGUCAUCUUUGAAUUGAUGAAGAGUUUCCAGAAGAGCAGGACAAACUUUAAGUGUGUCAACCAUUUCUGACAUACUACUGCAAAGAUGGAUUUUAUUAAAGAGGAGAGAGAGGACAUGGGUUAUCCAGAACCAAACAGAGUGAAAAAUGAAGAAACUGAAGAACAAAUAGGCCUGAUGGAAUUGAAAGUGGAAAAUGAAGAACUGAAUGAAGUGGAGAAGAAAUAUCAGGAUCCUCAUACAUCCAUAACUGAAGAAAAAUCAAUUAGUUGCUCAAAGACUGAAAAUAAUUCCUCACAACAAACAACUCAAAGCUCAAAAGCCACAAAGCGUUUCACCUGUCCUCAGUGUGGAAAGAGUUUCACACGUAAAUUAACCCUAAAGGAACACAUAAGAAUUCACACUGGAGAGAAUCCUUUCACAUGUCCUCAGUGUGGAAAGAGUUUCAGACAAAAAGGACACCUUACCAGUCACGUGAGAAUUCACACUGGAGAGAAUCCUUUCACAUGUCCUCUGUGUGGAAAAAGUUUCAAACAAAAAACAAGCCUAAAUACCCACAAAAGAACUCACUCUGGAGAGAAGCCCUUCACAUGCACUCAGUGUGGAAAGAGUUUCUCACGGAAAGAAAACCUUAAAAUUCACAUGAGAGCUCACACUGGAGAGAGGCCUUUCACAUGUCAUUACUGUGGAGAGAGAUUCAAAUAUUUAACUAAUCUUCAAAAUCAUAUUCACUCUCAGCACACUGGAGCAAAGUCAUUUAACUGUGAUCAGUGCGAUAAAAGUUUUAUCUUGGAAUCUGACCUGAAAAUUCACCAGGACCCACAUUUGUGCUCUUUUUGUGGAGAGAGUUUUUCAUGCCCACACCAUUUCAAAGAGCACCAGAAAAUUCAUACUGGUGGGAAAAUUCAUGUGUGCCUUGAGUGUGGCGAUGCCUUUUCAGGAGCUGGCAACUUGAAGAUACACCAAAGAAUCCAUAUUCAAGAAAAACCUUACAACUGUUCAUAAUGCGUAUAGAGUUACACUCACUCAUGAGUCCUGAAAACAAAUGGAGGGAAUCCAUACCACCAGCCUUCAAUGUGGCAGAGUUUUAACACAUCGUUUACUCUUUUAAAAAAGCAUUGUGGAAAAAUGUCUCUGUGAGCUCUUCUUCAGGUUCAUCUUCAGGUCCAAUGCAUUAUAAUGUGUGAAAGUGUGUAAACCUAAAGAUAAAUGAAAUGGCCCUUUUGGUAGAAAUUCUAGUUUUUAGGAAUGCCUUUCUUUAAUGAUGGGAAGUAGUAGCAAUAGAAAUCUACUUAUAUAAAUGUUUAUUAUUGUAAUGUCUCCUUUCAGUUUAAUUUCUGUGACAUGUUGUUCACUGUUGAAAGAUGCUGUUAAAGAUAAUAGAGGCGUAACCAGCCAACUUCUCUUAUUGUGUGGAUGAAAACAAAAAUACAUUUAAAUGAAUUUUGGUUAUUCCAGUAUUCCUUACUUUUAUAUUUUUUGCUUUGUAAAAACAAGUCUA
This is a messenger RNA of Xyrauchen texanus (razorback sucker), 1613 nucleotides long. RefSeq names its product gastrula zinc finger protein XlCGF49.1-like. The coding region runs from base 200 to 1117 and encodes 305 amino acids. Gene Ontology annotation, biological process: regulation of immune system process; negative regulation of transcription by RNA polymerase II; regulation of cytokine production. The transcript is spliced from 3 exons. Lineage: Eukaryota; Metazoa; Chordata; Actinopteri; Cypriniformes; Catostomidae. The record is from RefSeq and is a predicted model, not a curated record.